AUGGAAACCGAAACAACGUUUGGUCAUGAAAGUCUUUCCUUCAAAAAGUUGUCUCACACCCAAUGGACUGAUUACUUCCUCUCUGUUCCCAUCAGUGCGUCGGGACUGGAUGUUAUUACAAGAGAGAUUGACAUACUCAAACCUGAAGUAAGGGAUCUCAUAUCUUCACAAGGCGACGAUGAGACAUUGAAGAAGAAAGUGCUUUUGAUCCAAUUACUUCUUAGUCUUGGUCUGGCAUUUCAUUUUGAGAAUGAGAUCAAAAACAUCCUAAUCCAUGCUUUCCAAAGGAUAGAGGAUAUAAUUGGUAAUGAAAUGAACUUGUCUACAGUCUCCAACAUGUUCCGCGUAUUUAGAACAUACGGACACAAUAUUCCAUCAAACGUAUUCAAUAGAUUUGCAAAGGAUGAUGGGAAGUUUGGGGAAUCUAUUAUGGGAGAUACUAUAGGUAUACUAAGCCUGUAUGAAGCAGCUCACUUCGGAACAACGACAGAUGAUAUAUUCGAGGAAGCGUUGAAGUUCACAUCGAGUUAUUUGGAGUCCUUAUUGGAAGGUGGGACGUGCCUGCCUCAUGUCUCAAAGCUUAUAAGAAACACGCUUUACUUACCUCAGCGUUGGAAUAUGGAAGCACUAGUGGCAAGGGAGUACAUUUCUUUCUACGAGCAAGAAGAAGAUCACGACAAGAUGCUACUCAAACUAGCCAAGCUCAGUUUCAAGUUACUGCAAAUGAAUUACAUCAAAGAGCUGCAAACUUUUAUCACAUGGUGGACGGAGCUAGGCGUUACAUCCAAGAUGCCAAGUCAGUUUAGAGAGCAGAUCGUGGAGGCGUGGCUAGCAGGAUUGAUAAUGUAUUUCGAACCUCAAUAUUCAGGUGGGAGGGUAAUUGCCGCCAAAUUCAACUAUCUCCUUACCAUUUUAGAUGAUGCUUGCGAUGACUAUUUCUCUAUUCCUGAGAUUACAACCCUCGUCGAUUGUGUGGAAAGGUACACCCAUUAA
Eruca vesicaria subsp. sativa (arugula) is the source of this 993-nucleotide messenger RNA. NCBI's taxonomy places the organism in Eukaryota, Viridiplantae, Streptophyta, Magnoliopsida, Brassicales, Brassicaceae. The record is from the annotation of a GenBank genome assembly.